UUUCCCUAAUCCCUUGGUGGAUGCUACACAGAAGCCCAGUUCCCAUCACAGGGGUUUCCUGAGAAGGAAGAACAAACAAAUAGAUAAAAGUGAGUCUCUGGAGGCAUCCGAUUUUCUGGCCCAGAUGCUGAGUGAUCUGGAGAGACGCCGUGCAAUGAAAGUAAAGACUGUGCUGAAGGCUCUGUUUCCCGGAGGAAGCCGUGGUUCUGUUCCAGCCUCUGCUGCAGGAAGGGAGGCCAUGCCAGGCACAGUCACAGGAGGUGAGCGUGCUAGGAAGACUUCUCCAGCAGCUUGGCGUCAUAAAGAUUUGCAGCCUCUGGAGCCUCCUGCAGAUGUGUCUGCAUGGAAAACUUUCCCUAAUCCCUUGGUGGAUGCUACACAGAAGCCCAGUUCCCAUCACAGGGGUUUCCUGAGAAGGAAGAACAAACAAAUAGAUAAAAGUGAGUCUCUGGAGGCAUCCGAUUUUCUGGCCCAGAUGCUGAGUGAUCUGGAGAGACGCCGUGGGAUGGACAGAGAGCCUCUAUGGAAGGCGACAUUUCCUGAAGGAAGGGAGGCAAUGCCAGGCACGGGCACAGGAGAUUGGGAUCAGGACAUGGAUUAUCUGAAAGCCUUGGCACAGGACAGUUUGAAGUCCUUGGAGAAUGCCGGAGAUGAACCUGUUGGUGAAGGUGAUCUGGCUUCCCAACCCACAUCCAGGACUGAGAUUCAGGGUGCUGGUGAGGUGAUAGAGCAAAAGUCUGUGCUGAAGGAAGCAUUUCCCAGAGGAAGCAGUGGCUCGGUGCCAGCCUCUCCUGCAGGAGGGACAGCGAUGCCAGGCACGGGCACGGGCACAGGCACAGGAGGUGCUGCCGGCACCUCAACACAUGUUCCCAAUUCCCAGAAGGAAGAUGGAAAGGGUUUCUGUCAGGAUAUACACUGCUGGCUAAAGUUAAUGGCAUUUCUGGUUGUUUUGGAGCUUGUCUUCAUGUCAUGCUGUAUCGGAACCUGGUAUUACUGGAAGAGAAAACGGAGCGCAUCUGCAGCUUCACAGGACCGGACAAAGCCAUCAGUUGGAGACACCUUUGCCUGUCAUCGGCCAUCCCCAUGCCAGUGUCAAUUGGCCCUGUCACAGCUGCCUUUCCAGCUUGUUGCUCUGCUGCCACCACCCAGAACAAGACCCUCUGUCCCCAGAGGUGCUGGCCCUGGUGUUCGGCCAGGGCUGAAGGUGGCCCCCUCCUUCCAGGGAGUUUGAGUCCAGCAGCACCUUUGGGGUUCAGCUCUGGUGUCUGGGUUGUACCACCAGCACUGGCUGAGCUCCUUGUUUGGGGACAGCCAGUGCUGGGUAAGCAGCAGUCAGGCAUCAGGCUGCUAAGACACAGC
Molecule: messenger RNA, 1359 nt
Organism: Ficedula albicollis (Collared flycatcher)
Lineage: Eukaryota; Metazoa; Chordata; Aves; Passeriformes; Muscicapidae
Exons: 12
Coding region: 125-1231 (368 amino acids)
Source: RefSeq, a predicted model, not a curated record